AUGCUUCAAUCCCAUGAUGCAUUUCUUUUAAGUGGGGUUCUUGGUUUAGUCACGAUUCUCUCUAUAAUCUUAAAUUUUAAAACCUUUAAUCCCCACUUCUUUCAUUUUUUUUACUCUUCUUCCCUUUUUAUUCUUCCUUACUUCCUGUCAUCCAUUUCUUUCUUUCUUUUUUAUUCUACAUUUCUUUUUUCUUUCCUUUCAUUCUUCCUUCAUUCAUUCCUUCUAUUUCUUACGUUGUUUCUUUUUCCAUCAUUCCUUCAUUUCUUUCUUUCUUUCUUUCUCUCAUUUUUCUUUCUUUCUUUCCAUUCCUUCCUUUGUUUCUUUCUUUUUCUAUUAUUCCCUCUUUCCUUCUUUUCUUUUUUCUUUCCUUCCAUUCUUACUUCAUUCCUUCCUUCCAUUUCUUCCUUUGUUUCUUUCUUUUUCUGUCAUUCCCUCCGUGUUUCUUUCCUUUUUUCUUUCUAUCAAAUCUUCCUUCUUUCAUUCAUUCCUUUUUUCUUUCCUUCCAUUCUUCCUUCCUUCAUUCCUUCUUUUGUUUCUUUCUUUUUCUAUCAUUUCCUCCGUGCUUCUUUUCUUUUUUCUUUCCUUCCAUUCUUUCUUCUUUCAUUCAUUCCUUUUUCUUUCCUUCCAUUCUUUCUUCUUUCAUUCAUUCCUUUUUCUUUCCUUCCAUUCUUUCUUCUUUCAUUCCGUCCAUUCCUUCUUUUGUUUCUUUCUUUUUCUAUCAUUCCCUCCUUGCUUCUUUCCUUUUUUCUUUCCUUCCAUUCUUCCUUCUUUCAUUCAUUCCUUUUUUCUUUUUUUCCAUUCUUCCUUCAUUCCUUCCUUCCUUUGUUUCUUUCUUUUUCUAUUAUUCCCUCCUUGCUUUCUUCCUUUUUUCUUUCCUUUAAUUCUUCCUUCUUUCAUUCCUUCCAUUCCUUCCUUUGUUUCUUUUAUCUUCUAUCAUUCCCUCAUUUUUUCUUUUCUUUUUUCUUUCCUUCCAUUCUUCCUUCAUUCGUUCAUUCCAUUCCUUCUUUUGUUUCUUUCUUUUCCUAUUAUUCCCUUCUUGCUUCUUUUCUUUUUUCUUUCUUUCAAUACUUCCUUCAUUCUUUCUUUCUUUUUUCUUUUCUUUCAUUCUUCCCUCUUUCAUUCAUUCCAUUCCUUCUUUUGUUUCAUUCUUCUUCUUUUUCUCUCCUCCUUCCUUCCUUCCUUUCUUCUUUCUUUUUUCUUUUCUUCCAUUUUACUUUUUUUCAUUCCUUCCAUUCUUUCCUUUCUUUCUUUUUCUGUCCUCCCUUCCUUCUUUUCUUUUCUUAUCCUUCAAUUUUUCAUUUUUUCAUUCCUUCAAUUGCUUUCUGUCUUUCUUUUUCUAUCCUUCCAUCAAUUCUUCAUUCUUUCCUUCAUUUCUUUCUGUCUUUCUUUCCAUUCUUCUUAUCUUUAUUCCUUUCUUUAUUUCUAUUUUUCUUUUCUUCCUUCAUUCCGUCUUUCUUACCUUCAUUGCUUGAUUCCAUUGUUUCUUUUUUUCUUUUCUUUCAUUCUUCCUUCUUUUUUCCUUCCUUCCUUCCUAUAUUGAUUCUCUCUUCUUGUCUCUCUAAUGUCUUCCACCAUUUCGGAGUUAGCACCUCAGUAUUAUCUGCACCCUCCCUAUAUCUACCUACCUUCGGAAGCCUUUCUCUUGGAGUCUUUUUUCUCCACUGA
Acanthosepion pharaonis is the source of this 1665-nucleotide messenger RNA. The record is from the annotation of a GenBank genome assembly. NCBI's taxonomy places the organism in Eukaryota, Metazoa, Mollusca, Cephalopoda, Sepiida, Sepiidae.